Messenger RNA from Mustela erminea (ermine), 2746 nucleotides. Its product is annotated as 2'-5'-oligoadenylate synthase 3-like. Gene Ontology annotation, molecular function: double-stranded RNA binding; 2'-5'-oligoadenylate synthetase activity. The record is from RefSeq and is a predicted model, not a curated record. Bases 149 to 1543 code for a protein of 464 amino acids. Gene Ontology annotation, biological process: regulation of ribonuclease activity. Gene Ontology annotation, cellular component: membrane; nucleoplasm; cytosol. Lineage: Eukaryota; Metazoa; Chordata; Mammalia; Carnivora; Mustelidae. The transcript has 10 exons.
CAGGACCAGCUUUACCAAUGCAAGCAGAGUUACUUGGCAACCAGAAAAACAAACCAUUUCAGGAGCAGCCUGCUGGAGACCGGAAUCCCGGACAUCUACCUUACUGUGUCUCUUGCAGGAUCCACACCUUCUACUUCACUGGGAGAGGAUGUGGGCUCUUAAAUGCUAUAAGUGUGAGUGCUGUGGGAGUGAUUUUGUCAGCUACAAGGCUCUGAAGUAUCACUUUCGACAGAAGCAUUUUGGAAAAGUUCACUGCGAAGAAUGUGGGCACGAAGUCCCAAGGGAAAGACUGCAGCAUCACAGUGAGCCUGUACAGGAGAGGUCAACCAUGCAGACGCACAAGCUCAGCUGGGAAAAUCUAGAAGAAAGGAAUAUAAAGCAUAUGGCUACAGAAAUAUCAAAAACCUGUAGGAUGUGUUCGAGGCGCUUUGGAACAAUCCUUAGUCGGGAGAACCAUGAACUACAGGAGCAUCGAUUCACAGCCAGUAAAAGAGCCCAAAUGUCUAUAGGAUUUUCACCUCAUCAUAUGUUGGAGUGUAAGAGUCCCCAAGAGCUACAGAGAUUUGCAGAUGAAAAUAUCCGCCCAGCCUCAGGUCCUCAGAGCGCUGCCUGUGUGGCUGAGAUCGCGGCCCUGCUCACGCGGAUCCAGGCUUGCUUUCCGGUGCCGACCUCCCGGGUGAUCCAGGGUGGUUCUUACAUAAAGGGGACUGAUACUCAAGGAUGCUCUGAGAUUGACAUCGUGCUGUUCAGUGAUGUGUUUGCCGAUGUGAACCAUUGCAAGAAACAACUGACAGAAGGGUUGGAUGCUCUGAGAGAAAACUUGAAGCAAACUUCACAUGGAAACAGGAUCCUAAUGGGAAAGAGAGCACCAUUGUCUUUAAGAUUCAAUUUUGUAUGUACGGAAGGUCUCCACAGUCAUUCCUUUGAGAUCAUGGCCUACUGGGACAUCCUGGGGCCUGUCCCCUCCACAGAUUUAAAACUUCACCUUUAUCGCAGACUGUACCUCUGUGACGACAGUGACAUGGCGCAGCUGUGUGCCUUGGCCCUCUUGCCAUACCAAGUGGAUUUUGUCAAGGCAUCUGUGGCAAGGGUGAAGGAGCUCACUCGUUUAAUGAUACAUUGGUUCAAGACAUCAUUUGCCAACUCCACAGAGGAAAAUAAGUUCCGGAAACUUCCCUCCUCUUACACCGUGGAGCUCCUCACCAUUCACAUCUGGGAACUGGCGGGAAAGCCGCUGCUCUUCAGCCUGGUGCAGGGAAUGAGGGCAGUCCUCAAGCUUCUGGUUCGAUACGCAGAAAUCGAGGUUGUUUGGCACAGACACUACUGUCCCAAGUUCCCCAUUUUUGUAAAGGUGAAGCAGAAACACACAAGGCCAUUCAUUUUAGACCCUGCCAAUCCUACUGUCAACGUUUGUGACACGUGCAAUGCCUGGGAUGAAGUUGCCCUUGUGGCAAGACAUAGCCUACUGAAACCUCUUUUCAGCGGAGUGAGAGCUGAGCCCCCUUGGCUUUUCACAGACGACUGCAGUGUUAGCAGCCACUGAUAAUGAAAGCCAGGGCCCACCAGAAAUAGACCGGAGGAAAUUUCCUGACUCACUUGCAUAGCAAUGAUUCAUCAGCACGAAAGAUGUAUGAAGUGUGACUGUAGAUUAAUGUGAGUGAUUAGGCUUCUCCACAUGACAGAACUCUUACAUAUAAAUGAGCACUGGCCCCUUCAGGCGAGUCCUCAGAGAACUUGUAUGCUUAUUCCAGUGAUGUGAUUGGUCUGGAAACACUUUUAGACUUCCCCUCAGGGGAGAAUGUUCUUUUGAACAUCUUUAACGGUGACAAAAUUUGUCUUUGAGAUUGGAUUUGAUUUUUGGAAAUGGUACAAUGUAUUCACAGUGGACAUCUGUUAUUUUUUUGUCUACCCAGAAUCCUUUUCUCCAAUUAAUGGUUGGAGACUGCAUUUCUUCUAUUGUUCAUUCUGUCUCUGAAGGCUGAGGACAAAUGUUUUUUAAAAUAUCUUGGGAAAUGGCCACAUUUUCUCACUUUGGUAACUGAACCCAUAUUUACCUCAGGUGACUCCUUCUCCACAAGAUCUAUGUUGUUUAGAUUGGACAAAUUGACCACUAGUUCUGGGGGGACAGGCAUGUGACUUGGGAAUGGUACAGUGAUUCAUCGAACUAAAAUACCAGUAUAGCACCCUGUUCUGGAAUUUGGAUUUGAACUGGUGGCAAAGAAUUUCUUCUGCUGCUAUGAGGGGAGCAUGAAAGCACAGGUCAUCAUCUUGCUGCUCCACAGGGACAGCCUGCCUAAAAAUGAAGUCAGUACAAAAGAAAGCUGAUUUGAGAAGUGAGCAACAAUGCACAUGUAUGCACAUAUGUGCACAUCAAUAUCAUGAGAGAGAUCAAGUCUUGUUUUGUGCUCCUAGAUACAGAUGUAUCUGGAACAAAAACUCUUGUGUCACAAGCCAAUAAAUUCCCCCUUUGCCUACUAAGUUUGAUUUGGGGUUCUACCUUACAACCAAAUGAGCCCUGAUUAGUCCAGUAGAACAAAGCCAGGUCUAGUCAAUGAAUUAACUCAUCAUCAAGGAGUAAGGAAGACACCAAUACACUGAUAAUACAUUUCUACUCAAGAAACGUUCAUUGAGCACCUGCUAAGUAUGUGAUCUAAUAGUCCAGAUGCUAAAGUAAACUAGUUGGUUCAGGGGAAGGAGUUUUCAGCCCACAAUAGACACUGCUUUUCUUCUUCCUUUACUCAAAUGA